This is a messenger RNA of Prorocentrum cordatum, 816 nucleotides long. NCBI's taxonomy places the organism in Eukaryota, Dinophyceae, Prorocentrales, Prorocentraceae. The record is from the annotation of a GenBank genome assembly.
CGACGGUGGAAUCGGCGUCUCGAGGGGGAGCGCGCCGGUUUUUCGGCCAGAUCUGGGGUCCCAGAGGCUCAAGCCAUUUUGGCUCAAGCCAUUUUGACUUAAGGUAUUUACAAUGUGGCUCAAGCCGCGGUGCCGUGUCUUCUCGGAUGCUGGGCAUCGGCCGAGGGUCUCGAGAAGGCGUUAUUUCCCUCGAAGCGUCGAUCAAGAGCUGCGGUCGGACAAAACAAUGGAGCGUAGCACUGCGGUUGCUCCGCGAAGGACUUCGAUUAGGUGUGCAACUUGUCCCAGGCCACUACAUUGCGACUGCCAGCGCAUGCAGAAAAGGCGGGCAAUGGCAACACGCGCUUUCAGUGCUCAGUGACAUGUGGAGGUGGCAGCCGGCGCUUGCGCUGCUGAGCGAGAUGUGGGAGGCGAAGCUGGAGCCCAACGUCAUCAGCUACAACGCUGGGAUCAGCGCGUGCGAGAAGGGCGGGCAGUGGCAGCGGGCGCUUGCGCUGCUGAGCGAGAUCUACACCGCUGGGAUCAGCGCGUGCGAGAAGAGCGGGCAGUGGCAGCGGGCGCUUGCGCUGCUGAGCGAGAUGUGGGAGGCCAAGCUGGAGCCCACGUCAUCAGCUACAACGCUGGGAUCAGCGCGUGCGAGAAGGGCGGGCAGUGGCAGCGGGCGCUUGCGCUGCUGAGCGAGAUGUGGGAGGCGAAGCUGGAGCCCGACUCAGCUACAGCGCUGGGAUCAGCACCUGCGAGAAGGGCGAGCAGUGGCAGCCGGCGCCUGCGCUGCUGAGCGAGAUGUGGGAGGCGAAGCUGGAGCCCAACGUCAUC